This is a messenger RNA of Cicer arietinum (chickpea), 4164 nucleotides long. Its product is annotated as probable inactive protein kinase At3g63330. Lineage: Eukaryota; Viridiplantae; Streptophyta; Magnoliopsida; Fabales; Fabaceae. Gene Ontology annotation, cellular component: nucleus. Gene Ontology annotation, biological process: protein phosphorylation; mitotic DNA damage checkpoint signaling; protein dephosphorylation. Gene Ontology annotation, molecular function: protein serine/threonine kinase activity; ATP binding; protein serine/threonine phosphatase activity. The record is from RefSeq and is a predicted model, not a curated record.
AAAAUACAUUCCUAAACAACUACGAGUAUACGAUCCAUCCAAUUGAAUAUUGGCGCGGCUACUACCUGCUUUGGCGCAAUCGGAAAAUCUGAUCCUAACGGAAUUGAAACGAAAAAUUCCGAAACAAAAAAAAAAGAGGCACUUGACUUCCAGCGGAGAGUGAAUGCGUGCUACUGCAAUGAACAUCAUUUUCCACCACCUUCCAAUUUCUCAUCUCAAUUUCCAAACAUGAUUAGAAAUAUUUCACCACAACACCUAUUAUUCGCGUUAGGGUUUCUCCUUUCCACCACAGUAAUCCCCUUCGCUCGCGGCGAAUCAUCCACGUGUUUGACGGUUUAUAAAAACGGUGGUGCUCCGGCUGUGUUCAAAUCCCCAAAAUGCCCCCGCUGGAACCUCUUCGAAUACGGUUCUACUUCUCAAACCACGGCGCGUUGCCAAUCCGCGAUGCUCCAAGGUCGAAGAAAAUCUCAAGAGGACCGCACUCUCUGCGUCCUCGACGUUCGUAUUCCAUUUCCCGGUGCAACGAGGAUUAAGGAGGUUGUGGUUGGGAUCGUGGCGGUUUUCGAUGGUCAUAACGGUGCAGAAGCAAGUGAAAUGGCGUCGAAACUUUUGCUGGAGUAUUUUGUUCUGCACACUUAUUUUCUUCUUGACGCCACGUAUUCUGUUAUGUCGAAGGCAUCGGGAACGUUGCUUCAUAGGAGUGAUUAUGAUCACGUAAACAUACUGCAUAGAUGGAAAGAGCUUUUAGGUUCGCAAUCGCAUGAACGGCAUUCUGAAAGGUUUCAGAAUACAUUUUCUGCAAAUUUUGGUGAUUCUUUUCACUUGGAAAUUUUGAAGGAAGCAUUGUUAAGAGCAAUCCAUGAUAUUGAUGCAAAGUUUUCUGAGGAAGCCUCUAGAAACGGUCUUCAUUCCGGAUCUACAGCAACCAUUGUAUUGGUUGCAGAUGAUAAAAUUUUGGUUGCCAAUAUUGGAGACUCCAAGGCUUUCUUGUGCUCUCAAAAUUUCCAGUCUCCUAAGGAGGCUAAAGCCUCUUUAUUAAAGCUAUAUAGGCAGAAAGAGCAUGAUGGUUCUGUUUCUGUGUGGGAUCGCGAAAAGUACAGAUUAGCUUCUUCCCACGGGCUAACUCAUUUUGCAGUGAAGGAAUUGACUAGUGAUCACCAUCCAGACAGAGAGGAUGAAAGAGCUCGGGUGGAAGCAGCUGGUGGUCAAGUUAUAAAUUGGGGUGGUUUGCCUCGUGUAAAUGGCCAGUUGGCUAUUACACGGGCUAUUGGUGAUGUAUUCUAUAAAAGUUAUGGAGUUAUAUCUGCACCAGAAGUGACUGAUUGGCAGUCUCUAACUGCUAACGAUAGCUAUUUGGUGGCUGCGUCUGAUGGAGUCUUUGAGAAGUUGAGUGUGCAGGAUGUCUGUGAUAUGUUGUGGGAAGUACCCUGUUUUAGUGACAUGAGAUCAAAGUGCACCUCUUCAUCUUCUAAUUCACUAGCAGAUUUUAUUAUUAAUACUGCCUUGAAAAAGGGCAGUAUGGACAAUAUGGCAGCAGUUGUUGUUCCUCUGGAAUCUGUCAAAUUCCCUGCAAACUCGCUUAGAAGAAGCUACACUGAAAAUGGGGAUGCAGGUUUCCCAUUAUUUGGUCUGGAGGAAUCUGCUUACAGAAGCUCAGAUAAUGGCAUCUUCUCUGAUCUAAUGCACUUGGAGCACCCUCAUCUACUAGAUACCAAGUUUAAGCGAAUAUUGGUUGAAGUGAAACAUGGUGAUUUUGGAUGUUUUUAUUUAUCUGAAAAUCUCGGUGAUUCAGUGGAUUCUAAGUGGCCCGCCAAAAAAUUUGACUGGGAAGACUAUUUAUAUGAACUACCCCAGACUCUACCAGAUUCCCUUCAUCAACAAGCUGCAGUAGAUGGCCCUAUAAUUUUGUACAACGACCAAAACUUCUGCUUUCACCUGGGUUCAACUAUCAAUGAAGCCAAAGACCAAUGCAUAAAUCCUGAAGGCUUUGCCAGUUUCAUUGGUCUUCUUGAAUCAAUACCUUUACAUGAGACUGGUUCAGAUAAUGGGUCUUCUGAUUAUUCGAUGCCUGAUUCAAGGUAUGUCUUAAGGAGGAGUUUCGGUCGUGGAUCAUAUGGCGAAGUAUGGUUGGCUUUUCAUUGGAAUUGUAAUCAAGGUAAUAUUACUGCAAAAAUGAGCAAGGGUGACAAUAAUAGAAACGGCAGCUCAAGUAAUCCUGAAUGUGAGGAUGGCCCUUCUAACUACACACUGUACAUUUUGAAACGUAUAAUGGUAGAGAAAGGGGCUGCUGUGUACUUAAGUGGGCUUAGGGAAAAGUAUUUUGGAGAAAUUUUCUUGAAUGCCUCUAUGUGCUUUGAAGACGUGCUGUCAGCUGGAAAAUCAAACUGUGUAUUCGAAACAUCACCAGAUGGCUCUGACUAUUCAUUUCAAAACAAAUUUCAACUACAAAGGGCCAAGUAUGAAGAAGGAUUGAACCAUAUUGCAAGAUAUGUGGAAUCUUUUGAGUCUCGAUCCAAGGAAAUAUGGCUCGUAUUUAGUUAUGAAGGAGUGUCAUUGUCAAAGCUCUUAUAUACUGUAGAAGAUGUAAAUGAUACUUCUGAGAAAGAAAGACUGGAACAAGUGAAACAGGUUCAGAUACUACGUCCAUCAAAGUGGUGGCAUUGGUUGAAAACAACAGAAGAAGGGCAAGAGGAAAUGCGCAGCCUUAUCUGGCAGCUGUUAUUGGCCCUCAAGUCUUGUCAUGACCGCAAUAUCACACACAGAGACAUUAAACCUGAGAAUAUGGUGAUAUGCUUUGAAGAUCCAGAGUCAGGGAGAUGCUUGAAAGAGAUUCCAACAAAAAUUAAUGAAUUUUCGACCAAAAUGCGUAUUAUUGAUUUUGGAAGUGGAAUUGAUGAAUUCACAUUAAAGCAUUUAUAUGUUUCUACUGGGCCUUCUAGAGCUGAACAAACUUAUGACUACACACCUCCUGAAGCUUUGCUAAAUGCUACAUGGUAUCGAGGGCCAACAAGCUCAACUUUGAAGUAUGACAUGUGGAGUGUUGGUGUUGUGAUGUUAGAGUUGGUCUUAGGGACGCCAAAUAUUUUCCAGAUAAAUGCUUUAACACGUGCUCUAUUGGACCGACAUCUUCAGGGCUGGAAUGAGGGUGUGAAGGAGAUGGCAUACAAACUUAGAUCGUUCAUGGAACUGUGCAUCUUAAUCCCUGGAGUUUCUGGUAGUUACUCAAAAAAGUAUCACAAAGUGAAUCGAUUUUUCAAACAUCUGGGCUUUACGGUUAGUGCGUCAUCUGUUAAUGUGGGACCCAGUAAGUUUCCUGAUUACUGUUGAUUGUCAUUUUUUGAUCCCCAGUAAGUUUCCUGAUUACUGUUGAUUGUCAUUUUUUGAUCAUAAAUCUUCAUACCUUCAUAACAGUAACAAAACAUAAGCAAGACGAACAGAUAUGAUUGGUAGUAAUGACUGCUUUUGUUGGGUAGUGCUGUAUCUAACGAAGGCUUCUUUUUAAAUUGUAGGAGGACCGGCCAAGUGUUGAUGAGGCUCUGCGGCAUCCCUAUUUCCAGCGACCACCAAAAGGAUAAUUUUAUUGGACGAAACAACCAGUGUCUUGCACUGAAAUAUUCAGCUCAGAAUAGUUUGUGUCACUAUCUUCCCGAUCUGAAAGUUUCUAAUCGGUGAGGCAGUACAGUAAAUGAUUUCAAGAUUAUUUCAUGGAUAACUAUGAUUAAACGGGUCUCAUCUUGUGCGAAAAGCACAACAAGCUGCAUUGUACAAAUACAUGUCGUUAUCAAGCUGACGAUGUGCCGCUUAGAAAAACCAAGCCAACAUGUAGUCAAAAUAAUUGACUGCUGAUAAGUACCGAAACCAAAACGACUGAAAUGACCAAAAAGAAAAUAAGAGACUGCUAACAGGUGUCAAAACCGCAUGCUUGGUUUUUUGUAGUGAGAUAUAGAAAAGCUGUAUCUAUUUAGGAAAGAACGGGAACUAUCAAUGACAGGUUUUGCAAACCUUUCUGAAUAUUUGUUUCCCUUUCAAAAUUGGAAAAGAAAAAUAGUUCUACCUGUAUAUGAUAAACUGCAAUGAAAAAUACAUUAUUUGGUGUUCUAUUUUUGUUUGCUUUAGAUAAAGAAUAAGUUAACAUUAUCUUAAUUUAAGUGACUUGUUGGUGAA